AUGGGUCUUGGAAAGAAGAGCAUUACCAUCAAUGGCGCCGAGUGUGGCAUCGAGUCUGUCGUCCUCGGGAUUGUCACCUGUAUUGGUGGCUUCCUGUUCGGAUAUGACACGGGUCAAAUCUCUGGCAUGUUAAUCUUCCGAGACUUUCGCGUACGAUUCGGCCAGGGCACGCCUCAAAAUCCAUACCUCGACACGGAGAUCUCAUCCAUCGUUGUGUCGCUCAUGUCCAUCGGCUCACUGAUCGGCGCUUUGUUUGGAGCUUAUACUGUAGACUGGUGGGGACGACGACGCAGUUUGAGCUUCGGUGUGGCUGUGUUCAUCGUUGGCAACAUCAUCCAGAUCACUGCCAUGACUACUUGGGUCCACAUGAUGAUGGGAAGGUUCGUGGCUGGUAUUGGUGUCGGCAAUCUCAGCGUCGGAGUUCCCAUGUUCCAAUCUGAAUGUCUUCCUCGCCAGAUUCGAGGGCCAGUGGUGGCCUCUUACCAACUGUUUAUCACGGUUGGCAUCCUCAUUUCAAAUCUGGUCAACUUUGGCGUUCGAGAGAUCGAGGAAUCGUCCGCUUCAUGGCGCAUCGUUAUCGGCCUAGGUAUCGCCUUCAGCCUGCCCCUCGGAAUCGGAAUUCUCUUCUCGCCAGAAUCACCUAGAUGGCUCGCCGGUCGAGGCCGGUGGGAAGAAGCACGCAUGUCGAUGGCACGCUUCCGAGGCAUGAAGGAUGAUCCUAACUGUCCGCUGGUGGAGGAGGACUUGCAGGAAAUGUCCUCGUCGCUUGCCGAGCAGUCAAAGGCGGGCGUUGGGUCUUGGUGGGAGUGCUUUACCGGCCGUCCGUCUCAUCUUCCUCGCCUGGUUUACCGCACGUUCCUAGGAGCUGCCAUUCAUUUCUUACAGCAAUGGACCGGCGUCAACUACUUUUUCUACUACGGCGCGACAAUCUUCGAGUCUGCUGGCAUCAGCGACCCCAUUUUGGUGCAGCUCAUCCUCGGCGCCGUGAACGUGGUACUCACGUUCCCUGGACUCUACCUUGUCGAGCGUGUUGGGCGACGGAUCCCUCUGAUUGUUGGAGCGAUCUGGCAAGCUUUCUGGCUGCUUAUCUUCGCCUCCGUCGGAACAGCUUUACCUCCGCAGGACAACCCUAUAGCGGGCAAGGUCAUGAUUGCCUCAGCCUGCAUGUUCAUCGCCUCCUUCGCAAUGACGUGGGGGCCAUUCGCAUGGGUCGUCAUAGGUGAGACGUUCCCGCUGCGUACCAGAGCUAAGCAGGCCUCUCUCGCUACUGCAUCCAACUGGCUCGGCAACUUCAUGAUCGGCUUCCUCUCGCCCUACGCAGAUGCAGGGAUCCAGUACGCUUUCGGCUACGUCUUCUUCGGCAUGAAUCUUACUGCUGCGGUUCUGGUCUACUUCUUCCUCUACGAGACGAAGAGCCUGUCUUUGGAGAACGUGGAUGCUAUGUACUCGGACAUGAGUGUCAGUGCGAGGCAGAGCAAGUCGUGGGUUCCAGAGGGCUACAUCGAUCGUAAUAGGCGUGAUUCGGCGUACUGGAAUCGCAGGCCGUCCGCGAGAGAUAACGCGAGGUCAAUGUCGGUCGACGAGUAUCGAGAAGAUGGGAGCUCUUCGCCUGGUGAGAAGGUUGAGAAGGGGUUCUAA
Messenger RNA from Saxophila tyrrhenica, 1638 nucleotides. Its product is annotated as hexose transporter hxt5. Gene Ontology annotation, cellular component: plasma membrane. The transcript is spliced from 5 exons. The record is from RefSeq and is a predicted model, not a curated record. Gene Ontology annotation, biological process: transmembrane transport; carbohydrate transport. Bases 1 to 1638 code for a protein of 545 amino acids. NCBI's taxonomy places the organism in Eukaryota, Fungi, Ascomycota, Dothideomycetes, Mycosphaerellales, Extremaceae. Gene Ontology annotation, molecular function: carbohydrate:proton symporter activity.